UUUAAGAAUUUUAAUUCAAAAAUUUAAAAAACUCUAUUUUAAGAACAAUAGAGUUUGGUCAAAAUUAAUAUUUUAGUCAUAAAUCUUUGAGAGAAGUCUUGAAAAAAAAAUUUAUUAGUUAUUAACAAAAUUCACAUAAACAAUAUUUGCAGCUAAUUAUCCCGGAAUCUCGGAACACCAUGGAAUGCAGUAUUUGUAAAAAUCGUGUCAUGGAUGAACUUCUCAUCACCCACUGUCGACAUAUUUUCUGCCGUCAUUGCAUAUUAUUUUAUGUAGAAUAUAUGAAUUCUAAGUGUCCCAGCUGUGAUCGUUUUGUUGAAAUGCCUAAUACCGGAACUAUGUGCGAACAUGGUUGCCAGGUGAUGACGGAGGAUCAUGAUUGCGUUCAAACCCUGCAGCGAGCAGUCAAGGAAAAUGCAAAGAUAAUAAACACCGUGGUUGCAGGUACCAUGGAUAUGCGGAGGAAAUUUCUUAAUACUGCACGCAACCUUAAAGCUGCGGAAGAUGAAGUCAUACGCCUACAUAAUAUUAGCAGUAACAGCUGUAGAUGUUAUAAGCUGUUCCUUGAUUUUGUCAUGCUAAUCGUUCUUAGUAUUAUAUUAGUAGCCGGCUAUAUAAUACAUUAAAUAUAUAACAUUAAAAGUUUUUCGUGGAUUUUUGCAUAAAAAUUUA
This is a messenger RNA of Teleopsis dalmanni, 672 nucleotides long. RefSeq lists its product as uncharacterized. The transcript is spliced from 2 exons. Gene Ontology annotation, molecular function: metal ion binding. The record is from RefSeq and is a predicted model, not a curated record. Bases 180 to 626 code for a protein of 148 amino acids. Lineage: Eukaryota; Metazoa; Arthropoda; Insecta; Diptera; Diopsidae.